This is a messenger RNA of Oryzias melastigma (Indian medaka), 2010 nucleotides long. RefSeq names its product protein tyrosine phosphatase 4A2b (gene ptp4a2b). Gene Ontology annotation, cellular component: nucleus. NCBI's taxonomy places the organism in Eukaryota, Metazoa, Chordata, Actinopteri, Beloniformes, Adrianichthyidae. Bases 446 to 970 code for a protein of 174 amino acids. Gene Ontology annotation, molecular function: protein tyrosine phosphatase activity. Gene Ontology annotation, biological process: protein dephosphorylation. The record is from RefSeq and is a predicted model, not a curated record. The transcript has 7 exons.
CCGUGAACGUCUCUACAAUCUAGGAGACUCCUCCCUCUCGAGCGAAGCAGCCUUCCACACUAAAGGGGAACAAAAAGGCGACCUGACAGCGGUGUCUGUACUCCCUCCACUUUCUCCGGGGUAGUCACGAGAUUUCAAUGUUCAGUCUGUUCUUUGGUUUCUGUGUUGACUUUAGUCGAACCUAUAUGGCGUGUGUGACCGGGGAGUUCUGCCAGGCACAGCACCUCACCUCAGUGGAGAAGUGAAUCGGCCGCACUGUGAAGGACUACGCUACCCAGAAACCCCCCUGACUGCCAGCACAAUAGGAACUGCUGAUUUAUCCAAAAAAGCUCCUUGGGAUACUGCGUAGUCCUCGGCCUGACUGCCCCGCCUUGUCCCAGUCAAUCUGAAAAGUCCUUGCUUUCUAAUUUCUCCUUUAACAGCCAAUCACAAACCGCUCUCCUGAAUGGGCCGUCUCGCCAACAUGAACCGCCCCGCAGCAGUCGAGAUUUCCUACGAUUGCAUGAAGUUCCUCAUCACCCACAAUCCUACCAAUGCCACGCUUAACAAGUUCACUGAGGACCUGAAGAAGUUUAAGGUGAAUACACUGGUGAGAGUAUGUGAAGCCACUUAUGAUAAGGCUCCAGUGGAAAAAGAGGGAAUACAAGUUGUGGACUGGCCCUUCGAUGAUGGGGCACCCCCUCCCACGCAGAUCGUGGAUGACUGGCUCAAGCUGCUCAACACCAAAUUCAGAGAGGAACCGGGCUGCUGCAUCGCUGUGCACUGUGUGGCAGGGCUGGGCCGAGCUCCAGUCCUGGUGGCCUUAGCCCUCAUUGAAAAUGGGAUGAAGUAUGAAGAUGCUGUUCAGUACAUAAGGCAGAAGAGACGUGGAGCCUUCAACUCCAAACAGCUUCUUUACCUCGAGAAAUAUAGGCCCAAGAUGCGCCUGAGGUUCAAGGAUAACAACAGCCACAACUGCUGCGUGCAGUAGGCUCAGUCAGCGCAUCUGUCUAGUAAGCAUCUAGCCAGGAGUCCUCCAACACGGAGUUUAAAAAUUAAAGAAGAAAAAAAUAUCAAGAGUGCUAUCAGUAAUUAUUGUGAUGAAUUGUUAACACUGAGUCAUGGCUAAUUGAUCCGAGCAAUUGAAUCCAGGUCUGGGGAUCCACCAGCCGAACCAAUGAAUGGAAGGUCAAAGCACAGAGAAGGGCCCGCACCCGCUUCUAAUGUUCUACAUGGGGCCAGAAUUUCCCACUCGAGUCCAUCCUCUUUUUAGUUUUGUAUUUUCAGUUGAAAUCAUGGAAAAACAACUUAUUUUAUGUGAACUUUUACACAAACAUGGUGAUGGUGGAUGAAAUGUUAUUGUACUCUGAUUUUCACUGAUGAUUAGGCCAAAAGAAAAAAAAAGUACCUUUUUAAAACUCUUUUUAAACUUUGAACACAUUGUGACUGUCGUUUUUUGCACAAAACCCAAAAAGGUUCACCUGAAAAUGCAGUAGUGUUUUCCUUUUAACAUUCACUUGUGUUAGGUCACUCUCAGUUUAGGGAUUCACAGUCUGAAUAUGACUAUUUAUUCACAUCUGGAAAUGAGUUUGGCAGGGCAAGGGCACUUUGUUAUUCAAUAGUUUGUUUUCCAAUUGUUUGAGAGCCAUGUUUUCUUUUUUUUUUCUUUUCUUUUCUUUUCUUCAUUUUAAGUUCUUGUUGGAGUGCAAUAAUCAUUCAACCUCAGAUAAGCCAAUUAAACCCUGCCGAGCGUCUCGCCACACUCGGACGCAGAAGCGAGCGCAGAUGCAUUUCAGACGUGAUCCAGGGAGUUCCACCAGAAAGAAAGGAAUCUGCCACACCUUGUACUUUAUUUACUAGAAGUGGAAAGGAGUUCCAGAAAUAUGCAUAUUUCAACUUGUAUACACAAGAGCCUAAGAUCCAAUCAGAUCGGGUGGAGAAGAAUGGAAAUGAUCACUUUUUUAUCAUUGUACCCAUUUUGAAAAUAUCCCCAAUUCGUAUUUCAAGAUAAAUAAAUUGAAAUAAAAAGCA